Molecule: messenger RNA, 1080 nt
Organism: Boleophthalmus pectinirostris (great blue-spotted mudskipper)
Lineage: Eukaryota; Metazoa; Chordata; Actinopteri; Gobiiformes; Gobiidae
Product: zinc finger DHHC-type palmitoyltransferase 7
Biological process (GO): protein targeting to membrane; peptidyl-L-cysteine S-palmitoylation
Cellular component (GO): endoplasmic reticulum; Golgi apparatus
Molecular function (GO): protein-cysteine S-palmitoyltransferase activity
Source: RefSeq, a predicted model, not a curated record
CGGAAGCUCUGUUGGCCCUGUCAUCCCGUUGUUACAGGGAUGCUUCGUCCUAUGAUUUUAUAUCUUGAUCGGUCACACUUGUUUGGGAGCUGGAGUUGCAUAUUUAUCGAACAUCAGCAUGUUAUAAACGUGUUAUAGUUUUAACCAUACGCACGGAACACAAAGGUGUCCAAGCCCGGAAACACCUAAUCCUAAAUGCUGGUGGAGGAGGUGCACACUGCAUCAUGUUAUUGUAAGCAGCAAACAAAUUAGGGCAGGAUGCAGUCUUCCAACCAUCGACUGCGAGAUAUGGAGCAGCACCACCCGCUGCUUUCAGCCUCAAGUGAUGUUGAAGCUGGAGGUCUUGGGGCUGGUGUGAUGGUGGGCAGUUCCCAUGUUGGCCACACGGGGGGGAAUCGCACUCUGUGGUUCAUCCAAGAUGGCUGUGGCAUGGUGUGUGCAACCAUGACCUGGUUCCUGGUGCUGUAUGCUGAAUUUGUGGUGAACUUUGUCAUGCUGCUGCCUGCCAAGAGCUUUUGGUACUCACUCCUCAAUGGUGCUGCCUUCAAUUCCUUGGCUGUUCUUGCACUAGCCUCACAUCUGCGCACAAUGUUGACUGACCCAGGGGCUGUUCCAAAAGGCAAUGCAACCAAGGAGUACAUGGAGAGCCUGCAGUUAAAGCCUGGGGAGGUCAUCUACAAGUGUCCAAAAUGCUGCAGCAUCAAACCUGAGCGAGCACACCAUUGCAGUAUUUGUAAAAGAUGCAUCAGAAAGAUGGAUCACCAUUGUCCGUGGGUUAAUAAUUGCGUGGGAGAAAAGAAUCAAAUUUUUGUUCUUUUCACAAUGUACAUAGCACUGAUUUCUGCCCAUGCCCUGGGACUGAGUGGAAUGCACUUUUUUACGUGUAUUAAAACCCAGUGGAACGAAUGCAGUAACUUUUCUCCCGGUGUAUCCGUGCUGCUGCUCAUCUUCCUCUGUCUGGAAGCCAUCCUCUUCCUCACCUUCACAGCUUAUGGAGACUUGGCAGUAAUAUUAGAGACGCCUGAGAUGAAGAGGUGUGACAAGCACAUGGUGCGGAAGGGAGGAGACACUACCUUGUAA